CGCCCUAGAAGAGGACAGGACAGGAUAGUAGAGAUUCCCCAGCGACACAGCUGAUUUCCUCUUCGCAUUCCCCCAUAUGAAGGGAAAUCUGCAAGGGGGGGGCCCAAACUCGAGCACGGCUUGUCCUUUUCCCAAAGUGGUCCAGGACGACUAUGUCUGCUGGGAGCCAGGCUGCUGCUCGCGUGGGGGACUCUGGAGGUUGGGGGCUUUCGUGCCCCAUUACGGAGAGGGCGUAGCCUGGGGUGCGGGGUGGGGACACCUGAGUGCUGAUUGUCCAGGUGCUGCUUCUCCCGCCCUCUCCCCUGGUCGCGGGGGCUGCUGGGAGUUGGAGCGCAGCAGUACCUGCUUCCCCACCUCCCCGACAGUCGCCUUCUAUCUCGCCCCUGCUUUUGCGCCCCUCCACACCUGCUCUUUGAAGAGAGGCACCGCAAAUUCCCUUCUCUUUUUGUAGGGGGAUGGGGGGCAAUUUAGGACUCCUUUCCCUGACACCUUCACCUGCCUGCUCUGCCAGCUGAGCACCUCCUUGCCAGUUCAGUGUCAAAGUCUGGGAAGGGAGAGCAGCACCCCCUGUGUCAGGACCCCUGAAAGGACAAGCGGCCCCAGACAGCCCACAACUGAUGUGCCCUCUCUCAGAAGCCCUGGCCUUGAGCGCGUGAGGCAGCCGCUGAGCCAUGUCGCAGAUGCUGCACAUAGAAAUCCCCAACUUUGGGAGCACCGUCCUGGGCUCCCUGAAUGAGCAGCGCCUCCUGGGUCUCUACUGCGAUGUCUCCAUCCUGGUCAAGGGCCAGGCCUUCAAGGCUCACCGGGCUGUCUUGGCAGCCAGCAGCCUCUACUUCCGAGACCUCUUCAGUGGCAACAGCAAGAGCGCCUUCGAGCUGCCGGGCUCCGUGCCGCCCGCCUGCUUCCAGCAGAUCCUCUCCUUCUGCUACACCGGCAAGCUGACCAUGGCUGCCAGCGAGCAGCUGGUGGUGAUGUACACAGCAGGCUUCCUCCAGAUCCAGCACAUCGUGGAGAAGGGGACAGACCUGAUGUUCAAAGUGAGCUCCCCUCACUGCGACUCCCAGACGGCCAUGACGGAGGAGCCCUGCUCGGGGCCCCAGAGCCCCUGCCACCCCCUGCAGCCGCCCUCCCUGCCCUAUGCUGUGUCGCCUUCCGUGCCCCUUCCACUGCUCACCCGCGUCAAGCAUGAGACCUUGGAGCCUGCGAAGCGGUCCUUGGAGUGCAGCCUGCGGGAGGCGGCUGGGGGCAGCUCCUCUGCCAGCGCCCCGCUCAAAUUGUCGCGCGUCUCCUACUACGGGGUGCCCAGCCUUGCCACCCUCCUCCCCAGCAUCCCGCUGGCUCAGUACUGCCAGGGGGAGCGGACGAGCCCUGGGGCCAACAGCCUCCCCACCACCGACAGUCCCACCUCCUACCACAACGAGGAAGAUGAGGACGACGACGAAGCCUAUGACACCAUGGCGGAGGAGCAGUACGGGCAGAUGCACAUCAAGUCCACAGGCGGCUAUGCAGGGCCUCAAGAGAAGCCGGAGCCGGUGCCCCUGGAGAGCCGCUCUUGUGUCCUCAUCAGGCGGGACUUGGUUGCCCUCCCUGCCAGCCUUAUCAGCCAGAUUGGGUAUCGCUGCCACCCAAAACUCUACUCAGAAGGAGAUCCUGGAGAAAAACUUGAACUCGUGGCAGGCUCCGGUGUUUACAUCACUCGGGGGCAGCUGAUGAACUGCCACCUGUGUGCAGGUGUGAAGCACAAAGUUCUCCUGCGGCGCCUGCUGGCCACGUUCUUUGACAGGAACACACUGGCCAACAGCUGCGGAACUGGGAUUCGGUCUUCCACAAGUGAUCCCAGCAGGAAGCCACUGGACAGCCGGGUCCUUAAUGCUGUGAAACUGUAUUGCCAGAAUUUUGCCCCAAGUUUCAAGGAGAGUGAGAUGAACGUCAUCGCAGCUGACAUGUGCACUAAUGCCCGCCGGGUGCGGAAGCGGUGGCUGCCGAAGAUCAAAUCCAUGUUGCCGGAGGGUAUGGAGAUGUAUCGCUCCGUCAUGGGCUCCACUACCAGCAGUAUCUCCCUGGACCCUGAAUUCCAGCCUUCCGCUGCUCAGAUGUUCGAACAGCGGAUCUAUGCGGAGCGGAGGGGGGAUUCUGGAACCAUUGUGGCACUGAGAACUAACACGGUCACUGUGGAUCAGAGCAACAGAUCCAGCCAGCUGUUUGAGCCGAAUGAGCAGGGGGAGGGAGCCAGUUCUGUCAUCCAGGAGUCUGCUGGCCCAGAAGCAAUGGCUUUGGAGAGCCACAGCACCACACCGCCUUUCGAGCAGGGCCCAUCUGGGUCCACUAGCCGGCCGGAGACUCCGGCAAGACGACCGGAAGGCCCCUACGGAGGAGGAGGAGGAGGGACUUUGUGAAAGAGCCAGGAUCAUGCUGGGCUUGACCAACGAGGGAUCUCUAAUACUAAAGCUGCUUGCAUGCAUUAUUAAUACAGAAAAAAGAGAAAUGUGAUCAAACCAUUUACCUACUGAACUGCUACUGUUGCCUGAGAAAAAUGUGAUUUUUAUUCUGCUUGUGUUUAAGAUGGAUGAAGGAAAUAUCACAUUCGUUAUACUGUAAGCAACUCUAGGCCUAAGGCAACUUACUUACGGAAAACGGAAAUGAAACAAACCCCAGGCUCCUUUAAAAUCAAAAAUCCCGAGGUUUGUCUAGAAGGCAGUAGGAUUUUGUUUCAAAAGAGCUAAGCGAUAUUCCUCUCCCCCAUUCAUCCUCCUCCUCCUCCACCACCAUCCUCAGCCCUCCUCUUCCUCUUCCUCCUCCUUGUGAUGGGGCAUGUACAGAGAGGGGAGGGGGCAAGGAGCUGAUGGAGGAUGAGGAGGAGGCCUUGCUGGGGUUGGCUGCUGUAGGGUGAGGUUUUGGUUUGGUUGCUGCACAAUUCCAUUGCUUGGACCUUUUGUUUGACUUGUGGACAGGGAGGAUUUUUUUCAGGCACAAUCCACUAGGAGUAUAUCCUGUGCAGGUACUGUUGGGACGAAGGGACAUUUUUGCCUGGAAACUCCACCGGUGGCCAGUGCUCAGGAUAUUUGCUGGAUGGAAAGCCUUAAUUGCCCUUUUUCUUCCCUUGAUGGUGGCCCCUGCCUGGUAGUGGCACCAGGGCACCACACUUUCCUUUGUGUCUCCCUCAGGCAAUGGCUUCCCCGAGAGUUUCUUUUCUUUUUUUCUUUUUUUUCUUUUUUUUUUUUGGAAAGUGAGCGCAGGGCUCUUUCUGGCACAGCAACACCCUUCGGCUUCUGAAAUGAUUUGAAUCAGGUUGGGCACAUGACACCAUUUGUGGGUGUCAUGGAUUUCGUCCUGAGGAGUAUUGUGUUUGUGUGGGUGUGUGGCUGCACAAAACAUUCCAGAAUGACUCCCAUGAUACUAUUUGGCCUGCUCUUAGAUACAGGGGCAUCUUUGAGCUUCAUUUUGUUUAAUGCUGAAAUUUUGCUGGCAGAGAUGGUGAAAGGCAAAAGCUGCUUGGGCUGGGCAGAGGUGCCCCCCAGGGGGCUAAUACUGAGGGCCUCACUCUAUCCUGAUGCAUCUCAUGGGACCGGGGAGGGAGGUUAUUGUUAGCAUUGAGUGGUGUGUUGAUGGAGGUGGAAUAUGGUAAGGCUCUACUGGGCCAGAGUGUGGGCUGCAGUUGCUGUUCUUGGCAUUUCUGAAGGCAUUUCUGAAGGAGCAGACAGGGAAGAGAAAAGAGAUCAGAGGGAGAGGUGAGAAGGGAGUCACUAACUUGAGAGUUUUGUGGCACACUUGGCCAGAAUGGAUGUCUUUGGUGGCUGUCCAACCCUACCCCAAACCCUAUUGUUCCUUUUUUAGGAUCUGUAUUUUCCUAUUUGAUCCCACUCUUUUUUUUUUUUUUUUUGAGAAG
Molecule: messenger RNA, 3886 nt
Organism: Podarcis raffonei (Aeolian wall lizard)
Lineage: Eukaryota; Metazoa; Chordata; Lepidosauria; Squamata; Lacertidae
Gene: NACC2
Product: NACC family member 2
Exons: 6
Coding region: 672-2396 (574 amino acids)
Biological process (GO): regulation of transcription by RNA polymerase II
Molecular function (GO): RNA polymerase II cis-regulatory region sequence-specific DNA binding; DNA-binding transcription factor activity, RNA polymerase II-specific; protein binding
Source: RefSeq, a predicted model, not a curated record